This is a messenger RNA of Sesamum indicum (sesame), 1834 nucleotides long. RefSeq names its product mitogen-activated protein kinase homolog NTF3. The record is from RefSeq and is a predicted model, not a curated record. NCBI's taxonomy places the organism in Eukaryota, Viridiplantae, Streptophyta, Magnoliopsida, Lamiales, Pedaliaceae. Gene Ontology annotation, biological process: protein phosphorylation. Gene Ontology annotation, molecular function: ATP binding; MAP kinase activity.
AUACAUGCUCCCCUCGCUUUUGAUUGCGACCGCAUAACGAAUCAUAACAUUUACUCUCAAAUAUCUUUCUCUUGAAAAAGAAAGAAAAAAUACAAAUAUCAAUAUUAUCCGUAAUUUAUUGAUUGCAGUGAAAAUUAAUCGACCCAAAUGCGAUGUAAUUUAUUGCCGUAGAUCCUGCUGAUCCGAUUCAGUGAAAUUCAAGCAACUUCAGGUGAAUUUACCCUCUCGACUGACUGAAAUUAGGUGGAGAAUCGGAAGUUAAGAUGGGGAUUUAGGUGUGAUUUUCACAAGCAAGUGGAAAUUCGAUGGAAGCAUGAAGGAUUUUGAGCUCCGUGGCGGGAUUUGAAGAUAUUGCGCCAAAAUUUCUGUGCAAAAAGGAUGGCAACUCCAGUGGAACCUCCAAAUGGGGUUAGAUCUCGAGGAAAGCAUUAUUUCUCCAUGUGGCAAACACUUUUUGAGAUAGAUACAAAAUAUGUGCCAAUCAAGCCUAUUGGUCGAGGGGCCUAUGGCAUAGUGUGCUCUUCGAUCAACAGAGAAACCAAUGAAAAGGUUGCAAUCAAGAAGAUACAUAAUGCCUUUGAAAAUCGUGUUGAUGCAUUGAGAACCUUGCGUGAACUGAAGCUUCUCCGGCAUCUUAGACAUGAAAAUGUGAUAGCUCUCAAAGAUGUAAUGCUUCCUAUACAGAAGGGAAGUUUCAAGGACGUGUACUUGGUUUAUGAGCUUAUGGAUACUGACUUGCAUCAGAUCAUUAAGUCCUCUCAGACACUUACAAAUGACCAUUGCCAGUAUUUCCUUUUCCAGUUACUAAGAGGUUUGAAGUAUCUACAUUCAGCAAACAUUCUUCAUCGUGAUCUGAAGCCUGGUAACCUACUCAUCAACGCAAACUGUGAUCUCAAAAUAUGCGAUUUUGGGCUUGCACGCACGAACAGCAGUAAAGGUCAAUUCAUGACUGAAUACGUCGUCACACGCUGGUAUCGGGCUCCAGAACUCCUCCUUUGUUGUGACAACUAUGGAACCUCCAUCGACGUGUGGUCUGUUGGUUGCAUCUUUGCUGAACUUCUGGGUAGGAAGCCCAUCUUUCCGGGUACGGAGUGUCUUAACCAGCUUAAGUUAAUUAUCAACAUCCUUGGUAGCCAAAAUGAAGCUGAUCUUGAAUUUAUCGAUAACCCCAAGGCAAGGAAAUACAUUAAAUCCCUCCCUUACUCUCUUGGAACCCCUUUUGCCCGCCUUUACCCCCAUGCCCAUCCUCUGGCAAUUGAUCUGUUACAGAAGAUGCUCGUCUUUGAUCCUUCAAAGAGGAUCAGUGUAACUGAAGCACUUCAACACCCUUACAUGUCUCCUCUGUAUGAUCCAAGAUGUGAUCCUCCGGCCCAGGUGCCAAUCAACCUAGACAUAGACGAGGAUUUAGGUGAAGAGAUGAUUAGAGAAAUGAUGUGGACGGAAAUACUGCAUUACCAUCCAGAAGCUGCCACAACAAAUCUGGAGUUUAGCAUGUAAGCUUAUGUUUUCUCCACAAGGUUGAAGACCUGGAGUUUCGGUCAAAGCCUAGUAUUUUGUUUUCUAAACGUCGUCGGAACAUUUGUAUUAGCCUUUUAUGCACUUCUUUUUGUCUUUUUAUGUUUUACAUCUCUCUAUUUCAAUAAUCAUGAGGAGCAAUGCAUUAACAGUUUGGGCUGCUAAUGUGCUACUAUUAUCUGAUUUGGGAUGCGGUUCAUGGGCUUGAGCUUUUUAUGACAAGUGCCUUCUAAUUUGUACAUAGGUGUGUUGUUGUAUGCCAUGAACAUUCUCUGUACAUUAGUUAUUAUUACUAUAUGAAAAAUCUGUCGUGAUGUAA